AUGUUCUCCAAGAAGCUCGACACCAUACAAUCUAUGGUAGAAAGGCUCCCCGGGGUGGCACCUCCGAUUCGGAAAAGUAAUCCCGGUUCUUACGCUGAUACUCCUUUCACGGACAACAUUGCCCUGAUCGAGAUGCCGAGAAAGUUCUACUUCCCCAACAUAAAGAUGUAUGACGGCACCGGCGACCCAGACGACCACAUCGCUCAGUACAAACAAAGGAUGCUAGCUGUAGCACUCCCAAGGGAGUUCCACGAGGCUACCAUGUGCAAGGGAUUCGGCUCAACCCUGAUCGAAUCCAUAUCUUCAUUCGCGGCCCUCAGCGAUAAGUUCGUAGAGCAGUUCGCAAGUAGCCGGAGCCUGGAGAAAACCUCAGACAGCCUCUACGAAAUCCUCCAGCAUCGGGUCAAACCCCUUCGCAAUUAUAUAGCUCGCUUCAAUCAGGAAAAGGUAUCGAUUCCCGAAUGCAACAUCACUACGGCAAUCUCAGCGUUCAAAAAAGGCUUGCUCCCAGACGGGGAUCUCUAUAAAGAACUCACCAAGUACCAGUGCAAGACCAUGGAAGAUGUAUUGUCUCACGCAUGGGCCCAAGUGAAAUGGGAAGAGGAUGUCGCGAGCCGCGCCAAGGCUCAACAGAAACAAGAUCAGAAAGCAGCCAGGCAAGACCGAAACGAUAGAGACGAGAGGUCCUCCCAGAAACCCACGAAAGACCAAGGAGGCAGGAACCGGGGUACGUACAUGAGCCAUCCACUCGAGAGAGCGAAAGGGAUGUCGGUGUCUACCUGGCCAGAUAUCUCACACUUGUCUGUAACCCAACCAGAGCUAAUCAACGCCCUAAGGCAGAUGGGUCAACAGGUUAAGUGGCCCCCGAAGAUGAGGGCACCCGAUUCCUUCCGGAACCUCGACCUCUGGUGUGAGUUCCACCGUGACCAUGGUCACAAGAUGGAGGACUGCAUCGCAUUAAAGAUUGAAGUCAACGAGCUCCUCCAAAAGGGAUAUCUCCGGGAAUUCCUCUCAGAAAAGGCGAAGAACCUCCUAAGCAAGGAGACACCCAGGAAAUAUGGUGAAACCAAGCCCGCGUCACCACCUCGACAAGACCGAGUAAUCCAUGUCAUAUCCGGAGGUUGA
Brassica napus (rape) is the source of this 1125-nucleotide messenger RNA. RefSeq lists its product as uncharacterized. The transcript has a single exon. The record is from RefSeq and is a predicted model, not a curated record. NCBI's taxonomy places the organism in Eukaryota, Viridiplantae, Streptophyta, Magnoliopsida, Brassicales, Brassicaceae. The coding region runs from base 1 to 1125 and encodes 374 amino acids.